This is a messenger RNA of Trichogramma pretiosum, 975 nucleotides long. RefSeq names its product proteasome assembly chaperone 2. Lineage: Eukaryota; Metazoa; Arthropoda; Insecta; Hymenoptera; Trichogrammatidae. Gene Ontology annotation, biological process: proteasome assembly. The coding region runs from base 204 to 962 and encodes 252 amino acids. The transcript is spliced from 2 exons. The record is from RefSeq and is a predicted model, not a curated record. Gene Ontology annotation, cellular component: cytosol; nucleus.
CGGUUAGAAUGGAAAUCCAAGCCAUUAUCGGAUUCAGCUGUUGUGGACGUCAACAGUGUGAUUGAACCAUAACAAGUUUACAAGUCUCCGAAGCAGACGUUAUCGUUAUCCCGAAAAGUUGCAAGUUAACGUUCGUGCUACAAGUUGAUUUGCACUAAAACUGCGUUGCUAAUAUAAAAUUACGUCAAUUUAAAAUAAAGAAAAUGAUUAAAUUACUAGAAGAAGUUGAUUUAUCUGGAUACACGUUGAUUCUUCCAUCGGUAUCAGUUGGUAAUGUUGGUCAACUCAGCGUUGAUCUUGUUAUUGCAACCCUCGGUUUAAAAAGAAUCGGCAGAUUAUUUGAUCCAGCAUUCAUCCCCCUUGUUGGAGCUGAUCCAUACGAUGAAAAUAGUGAAGAUAUCUGCACUGCAGUUGAUAUUUAUGUCUGUCGUGAAAAAAAAUUAAUUGCUAUUCAAAUCAGAUCACCUCUUGUCAAAAGACCAAUUAAUUUUCUCAAAACAGUGUCAGAUUUCAUUUCAGAGAAAAAUAUUUCCAAGGUUAUUAUCUUGACUAGCAGUUUUGGUCAUGAGAAAAGGGAUAUACAAUUGAGGACAGCUCCGCUUCGUUAUUUAGCUACAGACACAUUGUUAGAGCAAGAUGCCAAAACUUUUGAAGAUUUAUCAUGGAUUGCGUUAGAGCCAAAACCAAUUGAUGAUUUCAGUAAUCAAACAUCAUUACAAAUUCAUGGGGGAGGAUUUGCCAAAAUUUUAUUUGAAAUUUUACAAAAAAACAAAGUACCCUGUGUUGUAAUAAUGAAAUACUGCUCAGAAGGGGAUAAUAUUCCUGAUGCUAUUGAAUUGACAAAUUACUUCAAUCAAUAUGCAAAGUUAAUUGAUACAGACAGCCAAUUGUUAGGACAAUUCAAAUAUCCAUGUUCAUGGAAGUUUUUAUUUGGAAAUUCCCCUCCAAAAGAGAUUUUUUAAAGCAAUAAAUAUU